AUGGGCAAUGGUAAAAUUGGAGGCAUUGAAAGAAAAUCAAAAAAAUGUUUUAUUUUGCCUGUAGAAAGUAGAAACGCAGUUACUAUCGAGCGUAUAAUUUCUAAAAAUGUUUUGCCUGUGAAAAUUAUUGUAACAGAUAAUGACAUACAUAUUAUGCUGAAUUUAGAACAUUAA
This is a messenger RNA of Vairimorpha ceranae, 174 nucleotides long. RefSeq lists its product as hypothetical. The transcript has a single exon. The record is from RefSeq and is a predicted model, not a curated record. NCBI's taxonomy places the organism in Eukaryota, Fungi, Microsporidia, Nosematidae. Bases 1 to 174 code for a protein of 57 amino acids.